Hyaloscypha bicolor E is the source of this 2444-nucleotide messenger RNA. RefSeq lists its product as uncharacterized. The transcript has 2 exons. Lineage: Eukaryota; Fungi; Ascomycota; Leotiomycetes; Helotiales; Hyaloscyphaceae. Bases 329 to 2167 code for a protein of 612 amino acids. The record is from RefSeq and is a predicted model, not a curated record.
GGGAACGACACGGUACGGUGACCUCACAAGCAGCUCCAAUCUGAUGCUAUCCACAACUCUGUGGAGAUAGAUCAAAAUAGCAUCGACGCGCAAUAUCCCCAGUGUUUUUACUUCUUCGUUCUGCCACUUCUCUCGGUCGCGCGGAGUGGAUAUACCUUUGGCCGCCCCGCUACUAGCCGACACAAGCGGAUCUGAUUUCACCUUCAUUCAAUCUGCGUGAUAUCCUCACCUCCAACCACCUCCUCGCGUUUUCAAUCUCACUUGCUAUGUUUCGACACUGACCACACUGCGGCCUUUGCACUUGCAAAGCCACUCCAUCCGCGACACCAUGGAUGAGGCUGCGAAGCUAGUAUGCGAGCUGCAGCUGAAGCUCGCCCAGCUCGAUCAUAAGGUCUGGCAGUAUCAGCGCGACAUGAAGUCGGAAUUCGAGAAAUAUGCGGAGGAUCUCCUACGGGAGGUACCAAGGGAUAUAUCUGAGACUGUCUCGAAGACUAUCGCCGAGUCAAUGAAGGGAUGCAGAUCUCUGUAUCCAGACGGGGCACGGCCUAUUGAGUCACCCGCAACAGGCAGCAUUCGUGUAAAUGGGGCUGGACAGUCGCAACAAGCAGGCACCGCGCCCAUCCCAGCAGCCUUUCAAAGAAGAUCUACCGACGCGACAGACGACAGUCCGAAGAGUCCGCAGCACGAACGCGAGAAGGAGUUCCACGGGCUGUUCACCCCGAGCUACCUCCCUCUCCUCGACAGCACCAGUCGCAACGACCGCCGAUUGAGUCCCGACCCUCCUCUUUCUCCACGACAAGACGUGAAGGGGAAGCAGAAGGAAAUGGAUGAUAGGGAGGUCGAGGCUAGCGAAGAUACCAGAUCAUUUACAACUACAACAGAGCCAAAGAGACCUGAUCCCCCAAGGCGCCGAAACACUGAUUCGUUCUCAAUUGCAUCGGAUUGUAGUGGGACAACAACCCCUCGUAGCGCUCUGCGACGCUCUUCAAUCUCUUCCAAGUCACAUAGCCCGCGUCGAGUGCGUUUUGAUGUCAUGGGCGAAGAGGUUCUACCCACAGCUUCCCCACGUCCAUUCAAGCCCAUCAUGCCGGAGGAAAUCUACCCAAGAAGCUACCCGGAUUCGGACGAGGAGGCAGGAUCUGAACAGAUUGAGGAUGUCAAUUCACAGCCCCCGAAGAGAGUCUCGUCAUCACAAGCGCUGAGAGCAUUGUCACGAUCGCCGUUAGUGGAUGACGGUACGGAAUGGACUACAGUCAGAGCUCCACCGGAUGGUUCGGCGUCUGUUGCCACGAACGGCUUCCAAGGCUCCGAUGAUGAAGAUGAUCAGCUGGAGAUUGGCCCGUCAAAAGCAAAAAUAGCCGCGCUACCGAGUACAACGUCAAGCAUCUCGAAGAAGUUGAGUCCCAAUCGUCUCGAUGAUACCAACGCAAUACCUCCAGUUGAGGACAAGCAAGAAGAGCAAGCGGAGACACCCUCCGAUGACGAAAUGCUCGAUAUGCCGCCUUUGAGACGACAGAACGCAUCUCCUGCCAGCAUGCUCUCUCCAGCAAUCCCAGCGGAUAUCUCGGGCAACAAGUCACCAACAGCAUCUACUCGAUCUCGCGGUAAGCCAUUGCACAGCCUCGAGACAACUGGCAGCAUUCCCCAAACCGCAGGUUCUCAACUCUCAACGGAGGAAUACGAUCACGAUGAUCUCUUCCACUUCGACGACGGCAAUGUCGACAGCCAGAAAUAUCCCCCUGCCCGCAUGGAACAAGAAGCCGAAGACGACUCCUCCGAAUCAUCUGAAUCCGCGGCGGACGAACCCCCAGUCUCACCUCUGAAGGAGCCAGUCAAACUCAGCGAGUACUCCUCCUCACCAGCCCGUGACAUCGUCCGCCCAUCUGCCCGUGCGAAAUCGGAAGAUACGCCCACCUCAAAGGGAAUCGUAGGCUCGUACAAAGGCCGACCAUUCUCCAUCCCGAUCGUCAGUCCCGAGGUCCACGCCAUGGCUGCUUCGCUGGGAGACGUCAAUUCUUUCGUCGGCAGUGUCCAUGACCGACCUGAGAGUGAUGAUUAUAGCUUCCGAGCUAGUCUUAGGAAUUCCGGCACGCCAAGAAGCUUUAGUGAGAGGAUGCGGAUGGAGGAUAUCAUGGAGGCGGAGGAGCACAAGCGCAGGGAAUCCUAAAGUCUUGUUCCUUUUUCUUUCUUCGCGAAUAUCGAGCUGCGAGAGUCAAUUCACUGCAUUUGGCAUCUUGGUGCGCCUUGGCAUAUGUGUUUUAUAGCGGGGGUUGCAUAGUUCCGGCGUUUCAGAGAUAAUGGGGCAGAUAAUGAGCAUUACAUGGAAUGGUUUGUGAACGGGAGAAUUAUGGGAUGAUAAGGGAUAAGAUGAGAUGAGAGAGCCAUGACGAGUUGUAUUUGAGACGAGAGAGAUAAUAAUACACAGUGAAUAAAUGGAUGUGUGC